CCUCAACCACUCAUCCAUUGCCCAACAAUAUACAGAAUGUCAGAUAGUAACUCCCUGAAAGCAGCAAUUCUAGUCGUCUCAGACACGGCUUCCCAGGAUCCAUCCACGGAUAAAGUGGUGGACACUCUCACGCCCUUCUUUACAGCCGAGGGAUCCAACUGGGAACGACCGCUUGUCAAGAUCGUCCCAGAUGAUGUGCUGGAUAUCCAGCGUACCGUCUGUGACUGGGCUGAUGGCCCGAAUAGGGUCAAUCUGAUUCUGCUCAGCGGGGGGACAGGGUUUGCAGUCAAGGACAAUACACCCGAGGCUGUAUCGCCUCUCAUUCAUCGCCAUGCGCCUGGAUUAGUGCAUGGCAUGAUUGCCUCGUCCUUGCAAGUCACUCCAUUUGCAAUGAUGUCCCGGCCAGUGGCAGGCGUCCGAGACAAAUCGUUGAUUAUCACUCUUCCUGGAUCGCCCAAGGGUGCCAAGGAGAAUCUCGAAGCGGUCUUCAAGCUCCUCCCGCACGCGUGUAUGCAAGCAGCCGGUGCAAACUCAAGAAACCUCCACGCAGGCGGUGUAAAGAAGCUUGAAGCCGACGCAGGUGUAUCUUCGGAUAGUCAGAAAACGGCUGAUCGAGGAGAUCCCCAACAUGGUCAUCACCAUCAUCACCACCACCAUCAUGGCCACCAUGACCACUCCUGUGGACAUGGGCAUGGGCAUACUAUCCCGAAAGCGCAUACGUCGCCGUCCGAGCGCCCACAGUCGAACGAUCCCAAUGCAGACCCUACCCGGAGAUACCGCGAGUCGCCCUAUCCGAUGCUGUCGGUGGACGACGCUCUACGGGCCAUCAGCCAGCAGACUCCCGAUCCAGUGGUAGUCGAUGCCCCGGUGAACACCGCGUUAGUGGGGUCUGUUCUUGCUGAGGACAUCUACGCCGGAGAGGCAGUACCGGCCUACCGAGCCAGUAUUGUUGACGGAUACGCCGUAAUCGCACCUGCAUCUCCGGACACGGGCUCAAGAAGCACGAAGGGUGUCUUUCCCGUCGCUUCUAUCACCCAUGCUAACCCAGGAGGGACCUUGUCGCCUCUCGAGCCGGGUACCAUUGCCCGAAUCACCACAGGGGCUCCCCUCCCACCCAAUGCCAACGCCGUGGCAAUGGUGGAAGACACCGUUCUGGCAACCUCGACACCAGACGGUCAAGAGGAGGCCACCGUCGAGAUCCUCACCGGCGACAUCAAACCAGGCGAAAACGUCCGCGAGCCAGGCAGCGACGUCGCGUUGGGAUCGAGGAUCCUGCGCAAAGGGGACACGAUCACGCCCGUCGGGGGCGAACUGGGUCUUCUAGCAGCAACCGGAACAAAGACCGUGAAGGUCUACAAGAAACCCUGCGUAGGCGUCCUCAGCACCGGCGACGAGCUAGUCGAACACGACGACCCGCGCACCCUCCACGGAGGACAAAUCCGCGACUCCAACCGCCCAUCCCUCCUCGCCUGUCUCACCUCAUGGGGUUUCCCAACCGUUGACCUAGGCAUCGCCCGCGACACCCCAGCAACAGAGCUAGAGCAGAGUCUCCGGGACGCCCUUCGCGGAGUCGGCAAAGCCAAAACCAACGUCGAUGUAAUCGUCACAACCGGAGGCGUCUCAAUGGGCGAACUCGACCUCCUCAAACCAACCAUCGAGCGCUCCCUCGGUGGCACCAUCCACUUCGGCCGCGUGUCCAUGAAACCAGGCAAACCCACCACGUUCGCAACCGUCCCCUUCAAACCGUCCGCCCCAGCUCAAGCAGGCCAGCAACAAGAGCGCCAAACCAAACUCAUCUUCUCCCUCCCAGGGAACCCAGCCUCCGCACUCGUCACCCUCAACCUCUUCGUACUCCCCUCCCUCCACAAGCUCCUCGGGCUGGCCUCCCAUCCCAGCGCGCGCCCAUCCCUCGGCUUACCCCUCGUAACAGUCACCUUGGAGCAUGCAUUUCCGCUAGACACCAAACGCACAGAGUACCACCGCGCCAUCGUGGUAGCGUCUCGCUCCGACGGCCGGCUGCGUGCGACAAGCUCGGGACUCGACGGCGUCGGACAGCGCAGCUCGCGGGUGGGCAGCUUUGCGAGCGCUAAUGCGUUGGUGGUGCUUCCUCCUGGGAAGGGGCGCAUCGAGAAGGGCGGGUUAGUGCAGGCUUUGAUGAUGGGGGGUGUUUUGUCGGGGGCAUAGGCAUAUAACGUGGUUAAUGUGGUGGAUUUUAUAUAAUGCUAUCUAGGUUGGGGAGACUAGUUGGGUCCCUUGGUUAUUGAAAUAAGCGGGGGAAAAGAUGUGACCUGGUAAAGAGAUCGCAGCGCGAAUC
Messenger RNA from Aspergillus candidus, 2314 nucleotides. Its product is annotated as bifunctional molybdopterin adenylyltransferase MobB/molybdopterin molybdotransferase MoeA family protein. Lineage: Eukaryota; Fungi; Ascomycota; Eurotiomycetes; Eurotiales; Aspergillaceae. The record is from RefSeq and is a predicted model, not a curated record. Gene Ontology annotation, cellular component: cytosol; cytoplasm. Gene Ontology annotation, biological process: molybdenum incorporation into molybdenum-molybdopterin complex; Mo-molybdopterin cofactor biosynthetic process. The coding region runs from base 37 to 2184 and encodes 715 amino acids. Gene Ontology annotation, molecular function: molybdopterin molybdotransferase activity. The transcript has 4 exons.